Molecule: messenger RNA, 3100 nt
Organism: Plutella xylostella (diamondback moth)
Lineage: Eukaryota; Metazoa; Arthropoda; Insecta; Lepidoptera; Plutellidae
Product: putative 2-oxoadipate dehydrogenase complex component E1 homolog
Molecular function (GO): oxidoreductase activity, acting on the aldehyde or oxo group of donors, disulfide as acceptor; thiamine pyrophosphate binding
Source: RefSeq, a predicted model, not a curated record
AUUGUUGUAAACAAGUCUUGUUCAAUUAUCAAGAAUGUGUAUGUGUGCGUGUUGCGUAGGCGCAUAAUUCCCAGUGUAUUUUCGACUUCGUUAUCGAUCAGUAAGACGGCCAGCUGUUCUCUUUAAAAAAAAAACAUACCGAGUUGACAUUCAACUUGGGUGUUUAAAAACAAAAGAGUGUGUGAUGAAAUAAGUUUUCUGAGUUUUCUAGUGUUUGAUAUAAGUGGGUGUGUGUGAAAAAGAACUAUGUAUGCUAUAAGGAGUGUGCGAGUGAGACAGCUAGCUAAAUGGAAGGAGUACCACUCUGGACUGGGUGUGUUCGGACAUCGGCCUCAGACGACUGUUGACAGUGAUACCCCCAGAGACGUGCUAUCGCUACGCAACGAGCACAGCCGCGCGCAGCGACUAGUCGAGGCGUACCGCACUCACGGACACAAGCGAGCCACCAUCGACAAUGUGGACUACAGACAAGGAAGCAGAGAAGUGAAAGAGCUGGAAACAUCCAGGUAUGGCCUAUCUCCACAAGACGUUGUGGACUUAGGCCUGCUCUACGGCCGGAGCGGGAAGGAACCUGUGCAAAAUUUAGUCCAAGAGCUAGAAGACAUAUACUGUGGCCCGAUCUCAUAUGAAUAUAGCUAUUUAGAAACUGAAGCAGAACGAGAAUGGUUCGCGCGUCGCGUAGAAACCACAUCCGAGUCGGACAAAUUAGACAAAGACCGGAAAAUACAAAUAGCCAAGGAGUUGUUGCACUCACAGACGUGGGACAAGUUCCUGGCCACCAAGUUCCCCACGGUCAAGAGAUACUGUGGGGAGGGGGCCGAGUCUCUGCUGACGUUCUUUUCCUCUCUGUUCCGGCUUUCUACGGAAGACUCAGUGGAACACCUGGUGGUAGGGAUGGCGCACCGUGGCAAGCUGAACGCGCUCACCGGGGUGCUGCAGUGCCGCCCCGCCAGGAUCUUCCACAAGUUCAGCGGCAACCCUGAGUUCCCCGAGGAGGCUAAUUCUACGUGCGACAUCUCUACUCACUUUAGUGUUUCGGAGGAUAUAAAAGUGAAUAAUAAAACUGUUCGUGUUUCCCUUUUAAAUAAUCCCUCGCACCUUGAAGUCUCUUCCCCGGUAUCCAUGGGCAAGACCCGAGCGAAACAACUACAAAUAAAAGAAGGUGAUUACUCCCCAGACGGAUCCUCCAGAAUGGGCGACAAGAUUGUUAAUGUUCAGAUCCACGGCGACGCGGCGUUCACGGGGCAGGGCGUGAACCAGGAGACGCUGAUGCUGACGCAGGCGCCGCACUUCCACGUCGGCGGCUCACUGCACGUCGUCGUUAACAACCAGGUGGGGUUCACGCUGCCGGGGCACCGCGGCCGCUCGUCGCGCUACGUCACGGACCUGGCCAAGGUCAUCGCCGCGCCCGUCAUACACGUCAACGGAGACCAUCCGGAGCUAGUGGCCAAGGCGACGAGCAUAGCGUUCGAGUACCAGCGCUUGUUCCGCAAGGACGUGUUCAUAGACUACAACUGCUUCCGGCGCUGGGGACACAACGAGCUGGACGACCCCACCUUCACCAACCCGCUGCUGUACCGGAUGAUACACGCGAGGCCAUCCAUACCAGACCUGUACGCUGAAAAACUGAAAGCCGAGAAUGUUUUAUCCGAAGACAACGUCUCCAAUAUUUGUAAAGAGUACUCACAGUAUCUUCAAUCGGAGUUCGAUGCAGUGAAGUCUUACCAACCAGAGGCAUCAUACUACCAAGAGCAAUGGUCGAAGAUGGGUCCCGCCCCGCACGCAGUGGAGACCUGGGACACGGGGGUGGACACUGGCCUUCUCAAAAUGGUCGGGUUAAAGUCUGUCACUGUUCCAGACGACUUUAACAUUCAUCCACAUUUGGCCAAAACACACGUGAAGAACCGUCUGACUAAAAUAUCAGAAGAAAAGGAUUUAGACUGGGCCACGGCUGAAGCUUUGGCUUUCGGUUCCCUACUCAUGGAGGGUCACCACGUGCGGCUCAGCGGCGAGGACGUCGGUCGCGGCACGUUCUCCCACCGUCAUGCCGCCCUGGUGGACCAGCAGACGGAGCGGGUGGUGGUGCCGCUCAACCAUGUGCAUGAGGAGCAGAAGGGCAGGUUGGAGGUGGCUACCUCCAUCCUGUCCGAGGAGGCGGUCCUCGGGUUCGAGUACGGCAUGGCGUACGACAACCCCGACAGCCUCUGCCUCUGGGAGGCGCAGUUCGGAGACUUCUACAACGGCGCGCAGAUCAUUGUGGACACUUAUAUUGCUUCUGGCGAAGCCAAAUGGGUCCGCAGCAACGGCCUAGUCCUGCUGCUCCCGCACGGCUACGACGGCGCGGGGCCCGAGCACUCGUCGUGCCGGCUGGAGCGCUUCCUGCAGCUCUCCGACAGCCGCGAGGCCGCGCCCGACUGCGAGCGCGUGUGCCUCCACGUGGUGCACCCCACCACGCCCGCGCAGUACUUCCAUGUGCUGCGGAGACAGAUGGCGAGGAACUACAGGAAGCCCCUGGUGGUGGUGGCCCCCAAGGUGUUGCUUAGGCUCGCCGACGCCGUGUCGCCUCUCUCGGACUUCGCCCCCGGGACCUACUUCAAAACUGUUAUUGGCGACACGACAGCCGACCCGUUAAAGGUCAAGCGCGUGAUCCUGGUCUCCGGCAAGCACUACUACGAGCUCAACAAGGAGAGAGUCAAGGGGAAGGUGGAAGACGUGGCCAUCAUCAGGGUGGAGAGCCUGGCGCCCUUCCCGCUUGGCGCGCUACAGGCUGAGCUGGACAAGUAUACUAAUGCUAGGAAAUUCAUUUGGAGUCAAGAGGAGCACAGAAACAUGGGCGCAUGGUCGUUUGUGAAGACUCGCUUUGAAAACCUACUCGGGAGACGGAUAAUAUACUCCGGGCGGGCGGAGUCUGCGGCGCCGGCGGUGGGCACCGGGUUCCUGCACCGGAAGGAAGUGGAACACAUCGUGAAGGACCCCCUGUAUAACCUCAAGUGAUCAUCCUGUACAUGUACAUUGUACAAUACCUAAUUUUGUUAAUUAAUUUAAAUCGUGAUACUAUAUUAUGCAUUUUUAAUUUAUUAAAUUAUGUUUUUGCAAGUAA